GGAAGCGGAAGCGGCGUGGGGGCCGCCUGGAUGUCUGGCUCUCCGGCUCCGGAAGGCGCCCUCCUUCGCUGUUCUCUGUGCUUGUUGGUUUCCCGUCACCAUGGCGCUGGCAGUCUUGCGGGUCCUGGAUCCCUUCCCGACGGAGACACCCCCGUUGGCGGUGCUGCUGCCAACCGGGGGCCCGUGGCCUGCGGCGGGGCUGGGCCUGGUGCUGGCUCUGCGGCCUGCUGGGGAGAGCCCGGCAGGGCCGGCGCUGCUAGUGGCCGCCCUGGAGGGACCGGGCGCAGGCACCGAAGAGCAGGGGCCGGGGCCUCCGCAGCUGCUGGUGAGCCGCGCGCUGCUGCGGCUCCUGGCCCUGGGCUCCGGGGCAUGGGUGCGGGCGCGGCCGGUGCGGCGGCCCCCGGCGCUAGGCUGGGCGCUGCUCGGCACCUCGUCUGGGCCCGGGCUCGGACCGAGAGUCGGGCCGUUGCUGGUGAGGCGCGGAGAGACCCUGCCAGUACCCGGACCGCGGGUGCUGGAGACACGGCCGGCGUUACAAGGGUUACUGGGCCCAGGGACGCGACUAGCUGUGACUGAGCUCCGUGGGCAGGCCAAACUGGGUCCGGAGACUGAGGACAGCAGCCGGCCCCCACCCCCGCCGGUGGUGUCCUCCUUCGCGGCCUCUGGCACAGUCCGGCGACUCCGGGGAGUUCUGGGAGGGACUGGAGAUGCACUGGGGGUGAGCCGGAGCUGUCUCCGUAGCCUCAGCCUCUUCCAGGGCGAAUGGGUGUGGGUGACCCGGGCUGGAGAGUCAUCGAACACUUCCCAGCCACACUUGGCCACGGUGCAGGUCCUAGAGCCUCGCUGGGACCUCUGUGAAAGGCUGGGACCCAGCUCUGGGCAGCUGGGAGAGCCCCUCGCUGACGGACUGGCCCUCGUGCCUGCUACUCUGGCUUUUAACCUCGGCUGUGAUCCCCUGGAGGUGGGAGAGCUUAAAAUUCAGAGAUACUUGGAGGGCUCCAGCACCCCUGAAGACAAAGGAAGCUGCUCAGUGCUGCCUGGGCCUCCGUUUGCCAAAGAGUUACACAUCGAAAUUGUGUCCUCUCCUCACUACAGCACUAAUGGAACUUAUGACCAUGUUCUUUACCGGCACUUUCAGACACCCAGGGCAGUCCAGGAAGGGGAUGUUCUGUGUGUGCCAACAGUCGGGCAAGUAGAGAUCCUGGAAGGAAGCCCAGAGAAACUGCCCAGGUGGCGGGAGAUGUUUUUUAAAGUGAAGAAAACAGUUGGGGAAGCUCCGGAUGGGCCAACCAGGGCCUAUGUAGCCGACACCACCCACACCUCCUUGUACUUGGUGGGUUCUACCCUGAGCCUUGUUCCAAGGCUCCCUUCAGGUGAAUCCACUCCCUGGAGCAGCUUGUCUCCUCCAGGCCUGGAGGGCUUGGUGACCGAGCUCUGUGCUGCCCUGAAGCCUCGCCUCCAGCCAGGGGGUGCCCUGCUGACAGGAACAGGCAGUGUCCUUCUACGGGGCCCGCCGGGCAGUGGGAAGACCACUGCAGUUGCUGCCGCCUGCAGCUGCCUCGGGCUCCACUUACUGAAGGUGCCCUGCUCCAGCCUCUGUGCAGACAGCAGUGGGGCUGUGGAGACAAAACUGCAGGCCACUUUCUCCCGGGCCGGGCGCUGCCGGCCUGUGGUUCUGUUGCUGACAGCCGUGGACCUGCUGGGCCGGGACCGUGAUGGGCUAGGCGAGGACGCCCGUGUGGUGGCCACACUGCGUCGCCUCCUUCUGGAUGAAGACCCCCUCACCAGCUGCCCUCCCCUGAUGGUCGUGGCCACCACAAGCCGGGCCCGGGACCUUCCUGUGGAUGUGCAGACAGCGUUUCCUCACGAGCUGGAGGUGCCUGUGCUGUCAGAGGGGCAGCGGCUCAGCAUCCUGCGGGCCCUCACUGCCCACCUCCCGCUGGGCCAAGAGGUGAACCUGGCGCAGCUGGCACGGCGGUGUGCAGGCUUUGUGGUAGGGGAUCUCUAUGCCCUUUUGACCCACAGCAGCCGGGCAGCCUGCACCAGGAUCAAGAACUCGGGCUGGGCCGGUGGCUUGAGUGAGGAGGAUGAGGGGGAGCUGUGUGCUGCUGGCUUUCCUCUCCUGGCUGAGGACUUCGGGCAGGCGCUGGAGCAGCUGCAGUCAGCUCACUCCCAGGCCGUCGGAGCCCCCAAGAUCCCCCUGGUGUCCUGGCACGAUGUGGGUGGGCUGCAGGAGGUGAAGAAGGAGAUUCUGGAGACUAUUCAGCUCCCUCUAGAGCACCCUGAGCUGCUGAGCCUGGGCCUGAGGCGCUCUGGCCUUCUGCUCCACGGGCCCCCUGGCACGGGCAAGACCCUCCUGGCCAAGGCAGUAGCCACUGAGUGCAGCCUUACCUUCCUCAGCGUGAAGGGGCCCGAGCUGAUCAACAUGUACGUGGGCCAAAGCGAGGAGAAUGUACGGCAAGUGUUUGCCAGGGCCAGGGCCGCAGCUCCAUGCAUCAUCUUCUUUGAUGAACUGGACUCCUUGGCCCCAAGCCGGGGGCGAAGUGGAGACUCUGGAGGUGUGAUGGACAGGGUGGUGUCUCAGCUCCUGGCCGAGCUGGAUGGGCUUCACAGCACUCAGGAUGUGUUUGUGAUUGGAGCCACCAACAGACCAGACCUCCUGGACCCUGCCCUUCUGAGGCCCGGCAGGUUUGACAAGCUGGUGUUUGUGGGAGUGAGCGAGGACCGCGCCUCCCAGCUGCGUGUUCUGAGCGCCAUCACGCGCAAAUUCCGGCUCGAGCCCUCUGUGAGCCUGGUGGAUGUGCUGGACCACUGCCCACCCCAGCUGACGGGCGCAGACCUCUACUCUCUAUGCUCCGAUGCCAUGACAGCUGCCCUCAAACGCAGGGUUCGGGACCUGGAGGAAGGCCUGGAGCCCGGGAGCUCGGCACUGCUGCUCACCAUGGAGGACCUGCUGCAGGCUGCUGCCCGGCUCCAGCCCUCGGUCAGCGAGCACGAGCUGCUCCGGUACAAGAGCAUCCAGCGCAAGUUUGCCGCCUGCUAGGAGCCUCCUGCAGCCUGGGACCCUGCCCGCAGGGCUAAAGGCCAACUCCAAGACUAAGGCCCCACUGCUCAGGAGGAAGGAUCAGGUGCUGAGGGAGCCCCAUCUGUGGCUGAAAAUAAAGCGUAUGGCGCCCCCUGCUGGUGUUGCGGUCUAAAAGAAGGUCUCUUCCUGGGACAAGACCCUGGACUGAGGUGGAUUCAGGAAAAUGAUGCCACCCAGGGAAGCCCAAGACAGCAAGAACAGCCUUCACCACCUGUCUUUGUUCUUCUGGCUUCAGAAAAAGUAGAGGUAUGGAAUUUAGAACAAAGGAGCCUCCCCAUCCCCUCUCCCUUUUACCAUCUAUAGAAUCCGGGAGCUGGAGGAACCCCAAAGAUAUGUAAUCAUUCUUACCUUUCUAUAUUUAGCGCACAGACGACCUCAAAUGGGCCUGCCCAUGCCCUAGCAGUGGAGUCUGUGCUCACACUGACCCUACAGACAGGUCUUUGGCUACAGGCUUAGAAAGACACUGUCCUGGGGAGUUUAUAAUAUGAUUUUUUAAAAUAAUAUGAAUGCUGAUGGUAAACUUGGCUUUUUAAAAAAAUAUAUAGGUUGUGAAUAGCUUCUAAACGUGCUUUUCAUUUCAAAGAUAAGAUUUUUGUCCUAAAGUUAGUAAUUAUUUGAUUUCUUUCUCAUCCAGAGGCAUUAAAAAAAAAGUCGAGAUCACAGUACACAUGGAAUUGCAUGGACCUUUUUUCUUUCUUUUUUUUGCUUUUAACUAUCAAAAGCAUAUUGUCUUCUCUUGACCAUAAAUUACUUGGCCUUAAGCAUUUUUUGGCUACACUGAGAGGAUAUGCUGCAACUUGUUUACUCACUCCCCAAGCUCUGAACAUUUAAAAUGCUCCCACAAUUUUUCAAAAGAGUGAACAUGUGGAUGGUUAUGAUGAAAUUAUUUUCCAAAUGAAAUUUUUCUAUUAAUUGAUGCUGUCACCCAAAACAAAUGUUUGUUUCAACCUUCUCUACAUGAAGAUAUUAUUCAUUGAUAUUUCAUUGGGUAGAAAAUUGUAUUUAAUCGUUGUAAUCUUCUUUAGUUACCACCAAAAUGUACCAAGUAAUUGCAGUCCUUCAUUGCUAAAUUGUUUGUCCAUGUCUUCUACCCACUGAAAUAUAUCAAAACAGCCUUUUGUUUUACUUGGUUACUCUAUGUGAAUUUUAGAUAACCCAAACCCAAAUUUAGAUAACCCUGGGCCAUGGAAGAGAAGGUCACAGAAUAUAAAUCAAUUUACAGUUUGACUUAGCUGAAAAUAAGAAUAGGUGGUAUUUUUAAUAUGCAAUGCUUAUUAUUUGCAACUGGCUGAAAAGACUAAAUUCUUCAUCCCCAAAUGUAUAAUAUGUUUGCAAAGAGAUUUUAGGUUGGGAACAUGGCUGCAACUGGACAAACUCCAAGGCUAUACCUAUUUGAGGACACAUUAAAAUCUUAGAAUUGUGAAUUAUGUAUAUACAGUAACUACAAAUGGAAGACAUUCUGGCUGGUUUUGUUUUGAUUCAGAACAGGUAGCAAUACAUUGCUCAGAGGAGGGAUGCCAAUUUCCAAACUCUAGUCCAAGCCGCUGGAAAAAACUCUUCUCUGCUACCUGUCCAGAUUGACCAUUGGGAUGCCACCCACCCACAUGAACUCUGCUAGCAGAUUUAUUACAAUGGAUCCUUUUUUAGCCUUUUCAAUAUACGAUAUGACUCACUCUGCUUUAAUAAAGCCCCAUCAAAUGAGUAUAAAAUUGGUCCCGGGCUUCCCUGGUGGCACAGUGGUUGAGAGUCCGCCUGCCAAUGCAGGGGGCGCGGGUUCGUGCCCCGGUCUGGGAAGAUCCCACAUGCCGCGGAGCGGCUGGGCCCGUGAGCCAUGGCCACUGAGCCUGUGUGUCCAGAGCCUGUGCUCCGCAACGGGAGAGACCACAGCAGUGAGAGGCCCGCGUACCACAAAAAAAAAAAAAAAAAAAUUGGUCCCUAUAUUGGUAGGUUAUAAUACUAAUUAAUGGUGGCUACAUUACUCUUUCUUUUUUUUUUUUUUUUUUUUUACAUUUUUGGCCGCGUGGCAUGUGGGAUCUUAGUUCCUGGACCAGGGAUGGAACCCAUGCCCCCUGUGGUGGAAGCACGGAGUCUUAACCACUGGACUGCCAGGGAAUUCCCACACCUGGCUUUUUGAGUGUCUUGUUUUGUUUUGUUUUUCGGACAGAGAACCUUUUCUAUUUUAGAAAAGUAAUGAUGGUAGGAGAUGUUGCCACCCCUGGAGCUGGUGAUGGGGUUGGCCCACUUCUCCCGUCUCAAUGUGCAGCUACACCUCCUGUAGAGAAUCACACCCAGUUUAGCGGAAGUUUAAGCUCUGUUGGCCUGCAUAAACUUGAUAGAUGGAGAGUACACUUUUAAAGAAGGAAUAAAAUCGGAUUCCUCUUAAAGAAAUUGUAAAGAGAAGCCAGCUCUUAAGGGCAGCGUGAAAGGUCAAGCUGCCUUUAAGCUAUACACAAUUGUAAACUUUGAAAAGGGAGAAAAACUUGAAGGUUAAUUCACUCCUAACUGCAUGUCCAACCUUAAACUCUGAAGACAUAAAUAGACUAGUGGACAGCAGCUGGUCUGCUUUCUAGAAGAGAGAGCCAUGUCUAAGGGGAGGAUGGUGGAUGAGCCAGCCAGCUAUGGCUGCAAGAUUCUAUGGCAUGGAGGCUAUGCCCCGGGACACUGAAGCCAUUCCAUCUGGGUUCAAAUCCUGGCUGGGCCACUUCCUAAAUGUGUGACCUGGGCAAGUUAUGUAACCUUUCUGUGCUCCGUUCAUUCAACAGAUAUUUAUUAAGCAGCUACUCUUGGAAUUCCCUGGCGGUCCAGGGCUUAGGACUCUGAGCUUUCACUGCCGAGGGCCUGGGUUCAAUCCCUGGUCUGGGAACUAAGAUCCCACAAGCCCUGUGGUGCGGCCGGCGGUCGGGGGGAAAGCAGCUACUCUGUGCCAGGCACCGCUGUACUAAGCACUGGGAAUAUAGCAGUGAACAAAGUAGACAAAAAUCCCUGUUCUUUUUGUAGGGUGUGUGUGGGAUGUUUCUGGAGUGAUGGUAAUAAUGUUUCACAAUCUGCAUGCUGGUGACUUUGGUGUUCAGUUUGUAAAAAUUCAUUGAGCUUACUCUUAUGUGUACUUUUCUGUAUGUGUAUUUUACUUCGAUAACGUGUUUAAAAAUCCAUGGCCUUGUGUGGAUCACAGCUGUAUUAAAUGAGUUAAUUAAAGCAUGUAGAGCUGUGCUUGCCACAUAGUAAUAUGCACUCAAAAAACAGUGGCUACUAUUAUUAUUCCAGUGAAAUUUCUUAAUAGUGCAAACCAGGCCAUCAGUGGAUGUUCAAGAGGGAUUCAGCUGGCUCUGCUGCUAGGAUUAGUACACAGAGUCCUUCCACAAACCAGUUAGGCAUGGACCGUGCAUCUGUCACGAAAAAACGUUUUUCUUUCAAGAUCAAAGAUAUGAAGAAGAAUUUUCUUCAUACUUGUGAACUAAAGUGAUUUAGGGCUGCUGUGAACAUGUAGACAAGUUGUGAACUGCACAAGGUGUCCUUAUUGAAAGGGCUUCCAUUCAAACUGUAAACCUCAUGGGCUUGUAUAUUUAUUAUCAUUUUCUGGCAGGAAUUCUGGCAGUCAAGUGUCUUAUUCUAACAAAACUUUUAUUAAGACAACUUUCUGACAGAUGGGAGUCAAACGUGUGAAAAGCACCACUUUCUAACUUGCGAAAAGAUGUUGCGUGAAAAUACCACCCAAGAACUUGGAAAUAAAGAGAGGAGCCUGCCUCCUAGGAGCUGUUCCUUAAAACGUAUACAUAGAGGCCCCGAUGCAGCCACUUCUGAGACUACAGAACCCCAACCCCUGAGACUUGAUUGUCAUUGAACUGGAACAAACUGGCCUUGUGGUUUGUCCAUCAGCCUUUGUGGUUCUGGAUGAUGAAAGUCUCCAACAGAGAGACACAUCCUCUCUGGGGUUCUGAUAAUUCAUGUUUCUGAGGACAAGACUUCCUUCCGGUGUGGCUUCAUUGAGGUCUUGGCCCCUCUUAGCACAACACCCAAAUUUCUCCUGGUGGAGUGGGUUCCAGCUGGCCUCAUCUUAGGACCCACACAGACUCCUAGAUCCCCAACCCAGCAAGUCUGAGGGGGGCCCAUCUGUAUGUUUAACAAGCAUCCAGUGACUCUCAUGUCCAGGUGAGGGUAGGAGACCCCAUUCUAAGUGGGUUUCUAACAAGGGGACUGAAAUCAGGUUCACUCGAGCUCAGCCAGACCCCUCACCUUAUGGAGGGAAGGAGUGUGGGAAAGUGGGAGGCAGUACUCCAGUUCAGAAAGGCUUGUGUGUGUGGUGGGGAGAGGAAAAGAAAAACCUGGGAAGCCAGAUCCUGCCUUCUUUCUCUUCUAGGCUGGGCCAGAGAGAAGCUGCCUGCUGGGGUGGGUGCGUGGAGAGCUAGUGAGUGUGCAACACGCCUGGCCUUGUGGGGAAUGGGGGGCAAGUGAGGGCACUCAUCCUGCAGCAGCCACAGGUCAAAGAGCAAAGCAGUCACAGCGCUGCCCUCUCUUUGGUCUGGGCCUAGGCCUGGGAUUGGGCCCCUGGGCCAACACCCCAGUAAGGGGAUAGGUCUUUGUCUCAUCCUAUUCUAAGGACAGUGAAGCUCUGGGGACAGACCUAAGCCAAGUACUGAAGUGCUGUGGGUUAGUGACAGGAUGGGGGUGGUCAGAGACUGUCCACCAAAUCCUAGACAGACCAGGGGACUGCAAAUGUUUCCCCAGCCCUGGGUUCCAAUCCCAGACCCCCGCAGUCACCUCCUAUUCUCAGGCCAGAGUCCAGGAUGGGACCACAGUCUAGGCUGGAAUCUCUGCCCAUAGCCCCUUCAACAGGCGCCACUAUCAGCACUGGAGAUGGGGAGGGGGGCGCUAGACCAAAAAGUAUCAUCCUCCAAGGGCCUGUUUUAAGCCUAAUGGGCCAGAGGAGAAGCAGCUUCCAAUUUGCUCCACUCUCUAUGGCCUUGGUGUUCCCAGCCCUGGGGAGGGGGGAGGGGCUGAGCCCGAGUUGGGGGGACCCCAGAGCCUUUUUGCCAGAAGCUGGGAAAAUCCUUCUGGGGCACCUCAGCAGUGACCCCUCCUACCUGCUGGGCCCAGACUGGAGUGUGAGGGAGCCUGGGUGCCGGUGCUCAGGGGAUCUGGUGUGGGUGCAGUGCUGGCGGGACCUUCCACCCUUCUCUCCUUUCUAGAAGCAGGGGCUGCAUCCUAUUUUCCUUCUAAAAGAGACUUGUUGGUGGGCAUGGGUUACGGGCAAGAAACCAAACCAGUUCAAUGCGAAUCACAUGGCCAGUACCAGGUGUUGGGAGAGGGGCCCUGGGGCUGCAGGAAUACAGUGGGCUGGGGUCUCAAAGCCAGAGUCCGCGUGCAGCUGUGCCACUGCCAACAGGACUUUGGGCGCGUCCUGUGACUUGAGCCUCAGUUCCCUCUUCUACAAAAUGGGGCUAACAGCGCCCACCCGAGUGCACUGCAGGGUUAAAGCACUGACUACUCGCAGCUGUCACCACUAUUGCUUCUGACCCACCACAGAUCUCUGCCUUCAGGACAGAAAGGGAGGUGCCAGAGCCUUCCAUCCCUUCUCCCCAGAGGCCAGCCUUCCUGUUUCUCCCCUACUCCCAGAGAACAUGGUGCAAGCAGCUGUUUUGGGGGGACUGGGGUUCCUCCCUCCCCUGCGGGCUCCAGGCACAACAGCUAGGAAGCAUGGAGUGGUCAGGUGUCGUCAUCAGGGAACAAGGUUCAAGACCAACAGGCAGGGCCAGGUAGAGGUGGAGACGAGGGGCGGGAGCUGGUGGGGUCACUGGCGUACACUUUACACAACCAACGGGAAGGCCUUGGUGGCGGGGAGAGGAGAGGCAGGAGGGAGGGAAGGCAUGAGGGCAGCCAGGUGCCAGGGCACAAGUGAGGCCCCUCCCGGCCUGGGGGGCUCGGGAAGACCAAGAGCAGCUGAGGGGCAGCACCGGAGCACUGUGCCUGGCUCCACCGCAUACCCAAGGCCCACCCCUCGCCCCAGCACCCCCGGGCCCUCUCUGCACUUGCUUUCCCCAGUCAGCAGGUUCGGCC
This is a messenger RNA of Physeter macrocephalus (sperm whale), 9139 nucleotides long. RefSeq names its product peroxisomal biogenesis factor 6 (gene PEX6). Gene Ontology annotation, biological process: protein import into peroxisome matrix. The record is from RefSeq and is a predicted model, not a curated record. Gene Ontology annotation, cellular component: cytosol; peroxisomal membrane. The transcript is spliced from 19 exons. NCBI's taxonomy places the organism in Eukaryota, Metazoa, Chordata, Mammalia, Artiodactyla, Physeteridae. Gene Ontology annotation, molecular function: ATP hydrolysis activity; ATP binding. The coding region runs from base 101 to 3043 and encodes 980 amino acids.